AUGGGAAUUUCGAGUAGUCCGCGUAUCUUCACCAAAAUUUUGAAACCGGUGUUUGCUACGUUACGAAGUAAAUACGGGCACUCUUGCCUUGGGUAUAUCGAUGACUCUUUUUAUACUGAGACCACCGCUGUUCGGUGUGAAGAAGCCACAUUUCGCGCAGCUACCUUGUUUUCUCAGUUAGGUUUUAUGGUUCAUUCUACUAAAUCGGUGUUUGAACCUACGCAGAGGUUAGAGUUUUUGGGGUUCCGGUUAGACUCCGUCUCAAUGACUGUUUCGGUGACGAAAGAUAAAGCCGACAGGAUUGUCGUUUUGUGCAAUAAGGUCCUCGCUGGUAGCAGUUUCCCCAUUCGAGACACAGUGUCUUUUGUCGGCACUCUUGUGGCAACUUUUCCCGGGGUUGAAUAUGGACCGCUGUUUUAUAGAUGCCUUUCUCGGGAUAAGGACGCUGCUUUAAGGAAUAGCGCAGGGAAUUUUGACAGUUCCAUGUCAUUAUCAGCAGAGAGUAGAAUUGAGAUUGAAUGGUGGAGGAGGUCCUUACCGCUAGCUGUUAGAAAAAUUGAUCAUGGGCCAGCUCAACGUAUAGUUUACACUGAUGCUUCCCUUAUUGGCUGGGGUGCAAAAUCUAAUGAUUCAGAUACCCAAGGUUUAUGGUCCAAAGAAGAAGCUUUGUAUCAUAUUAAUGUGGUGGAAAUGUUAGCUGUUAAGUUUGCCCUCAAAUCCUUGUUUAGCCAGGUUCACGAUGUCCAUAUUAGAAUCAUGUCUGAUAGCACUACAGUAGUUUCGUAUAUCAACAGCAUGGGAGGUUUCAGGUCCCCGUCGUGUGACUCGGUCGCUAAAAGUGUUUGGCUCUGGGCUAUUGAUAGACACAUUUGUCUUUCGGCUGCACACAUGCCUGGUGUCGAAAAUGCUGAGGCUGACCGUUUAUCUAGAAUUUUUAAAACCGAGUUAGAAUGGCUGCUAAACCCGCGCAUUUUUCAAAAAGUCGUACAUUUUUUUCGGGCUGCCAGACAUUGAUUUGUUUGCGAGCAGACUGAACAAACAGGUUUCGCUUUAUGCAUCAUGGAAACCAGACCCGCAAGCUUCUAUUAUCGAUGCAUUUGGCGCCGAUUGGUCAAAUUUUUCUAAUUUUUAUGCAUUUCCUCCUUU
Molecule: messenger RNA, 1146 nt
Organism: Anneissia japonica
Lineage: Eukaryota; Metazoa; Echinodermata; Crinoidea; Comatulida; Comatulidae
Exons: 1
Coding region: 1-1014 (337 amino acids)
Molecular function (GO): nucleic acid binding
Source: RefSeq, a predicted model, not a curated record